Messenger RNA from Phasianus colchicus (ring-necked pheasant), 3109 nucleotides. It is a transcript of the gene HTR2A, whose product is annotated as 5-hydroxytryptamine receptor 2A. The record is from RefSeq and is a predicted model, not a curated record. Gene Ontology annotation, cellular component: dendrite; plasma membrane. Gene Ontology annotation, molecular function: neurotransmitter receptor activity; G protein-coupled serotonin receptor activity. Gene Ontology annotation, biological process: G protein-coupled receptor signaling pathway, coupled to cyclic nucleotide second messenger; response to xenobiotic stimulus; release of sequestered calcium ion into cytosol. Lineage: Eukaryota; Metazoa; Chordata; Aves; Galliformes; Phasianidae.
AAGAAAAAAAAGCCCCUGCUUGGACUGCCCUCCUCUGCCGUCGCUACCUUGCAGUUUGUGACAUCCAAAUAGUGGGAGGUCUGACAAACCGAACGAGGCAGUGAGCAAGAAAUUCCAUUCCUGUUGAAAUCAGUAAUUCCUCCUUGCUGGCUGCUUUUCCUCGUGUGCGUGCUUUCUUCUGUGUCACUGUGUGCGAAGGGCUUCGCUAUUAUUAUUAUUUUAAAUAUAGCUUGCCCCGGGGCGGGGGAAUCGCACAAGGAAAGAGCCGGCGAGCAGCCUAUCUCUCAGAAGAAAAGAGAGAGCCUCGCAGCGCAGGAGCUGGCUUCACUCGAGUGUGCAGUUUAGAAGUCAAAACAAAACAAAACAAAACAAGCAAACCAAAAGAUUUAUUCCAAAUGCCACCGUUUUGGAGGAGGCUGAAGAAAAAGAACCCCAAACUGGCUAAAUGCUGAAGGAUGCAGUCAGACAGGGGCACAGAGCGAAGCCAAACGCAGUUUGAGCAUGGGCUCUAAAGUGCAAUGUAAGUCUCUCUUAAAUUGUCUUGUUUUGUUUUGUUUUUAAAUCGUAGUAUCUGUUUUUUUCUUUUCCAUUUUGGCUGGGCCAAAAGCUACAGUUAGUGACAAAAAUCAGCGUGGGGCAUAACUUGUAAUCUGGAGCUGAAAAUGAUCCUGAAAUGCAACAGAAGUCAGAGACUAUCAGGCGUAUUGUGGAAGAUGCACUAUAAAUAAGAGCAUAUCUAAUUACUUCAAGAGAAAGAUGCUGGACAGAAUCUUUAAUCAACUUUCUUAACAGGGAAGCAAGAGCUCUGCUGUUUUGUAUGGCAAGCUAUUUUAAUACUGCUGUGUUCAAAAUUGUGUGAUUACAGUUACCAAUAGCAAUAAGAUGUAGCUCCAGAGGGGAGUCCUAGCGGCUGCAAAAGUUUUUUCUCUCUUAUUUCUACAAUAUUUUUGCUCUCUCAAGCCUCGAGUCCACGGUCUCUACCCUCCAGUUUGGCUUCGCUUUUUACAUGGGUUUUCAGUGCCAACUCUGGACUUCCUAUGGAACAGAAAACAAAACAUUUCGGCAUUUGGAGUAAUUCUGGUAUGUUUUUCUACAUCGUGCUAAUGGUAAAAAUGCAGUUGACAAAGGAUUGGGCUCCACCAACUUCUGCCACGGACAGCUGAGAAAUGCAAAGCCUGAUGGUGACGAAGGGUGACCAUUUCCUACUUUUCACCAUUUAUCUCACCAAUUUCGGACUUAGCAAUGGAUACCCUUUGUGACGAGGAAAGCUCCGUGAACCCAACUGCAAACUCCUUAAUGCAAAUAAAUCAUGAGAGGAGACUCUACAGAAACGUUUAUGGACCGGGAGAGACUAAUGUGUCACAUUUCUGUAACUUGACUGCAGACUCCGAAAACCUGACCAAUCUUUCAUGUGAAAGUCCACCGUGCUACUCUUCCCUCUUUCAGCUCUCAGAGAAAAACUGGCCAGCUCUGCUGACAGUGAUAGUGAUUGUUUUAACCAUUGCUGGGAAUAUUCUUGUCAUCAUGGCUGUGUCACUGGAGAAAAAGCUGCAGAAUGCCACUAACUAUUUUCUCAUGUCACUUGCAAUAGCUGAUAUGCUGCUGGGUUUCCUUGUCAUGCCCGUGUCAAUGUUAACCAUACUGUACGGAUACACGUGGCCUCUGCCUAGGAAGCUCUGUGCCAUUUGGAUCUACUUGGACGUGCUUUUCUCCACUGCCUCCAUCAUGCACCUCUGUGCCAUCUCAUUGGAUCGUUACAUUGCCAUUCGAAACCCCAUCUACCACAGCCGGUUUAACUCAAGAACAAAGGCUUUUGCAAAAAUAAUCGCUGUUUGGACCAUAUCAGUUGGUAUCUCCAUGCCUAUCCCAGUCUUUGGACUACAAGAUGACUCCAAAGUGUUUAAGAAAGACCACUGCCUUCUUGCAGAUGAGAAUUUUGUCCUAGUAGGCUCCUUUGCAGCAUUCUUCAUCCCUCUAACCAUCAUGGUGGUCACUUAUUUUUUAACUAUCAAGUCGUUGCAGAAAGAAGCCAUGCUGUGCGUGAAUGACGUUGGCCCAAAGACCAGGUUUGCUUCUUUUAGUUUCCUCCCUCAGAGCUCCCUUUCUUCAGAGAAACUCUUCCAGCGUUCUUUGAACAGGGACCUGGGGACCUCUGGGAGGAGAACCAUGCAAUCCAUCAGCAAUGAGCAGAAGGCUUCCAAGGUCCUUGGCAUUGUCUUUUUUCUGUUUGUUGUGAUGUGGUGCCCGUUUUUCAUCACCAAUGUGAUGGCUGUAAUUUGUAAGGAGUCGUGCAGUGAAGAAGUCAUUGGUGGGCUACUUAACAUAUUCGUUUGGAUUGGGUACCUUUCUUCAGCUGUCAACCCACUCGUAUAUACGUUGUUCAAUAAGACGUACCGCUCAGCCUUCUCUCGUUACAUUCAGUGUCGCUACAAGGAGGAGAAGAAACCUUUCCAGCUGAUUUUAGUGAAUACUAUCCCAGCGCUUGCGUAUAAUUCUAGCCAGCUCCACCUGGCUCAAAUGAAGAGUUUGAAAAAAGAGGCAAAAUUGAUGACUAAGGAUUAUUCGAUGGUCACGAUAGGGAUACGCCAUGUGGAUGGUACCUCAAAGGGAAGCAUCAGUCCAGGGAACGAAAAGGUCAGCGGCGUGUGACUCUACCAGCUCUUGGCAGCUGCCAUGGCAACUCCAAUGUACACUGAGAAUUUCAUCUCGUGGUGAGAUGCCCUGAGAGUGCAAGAAUAUCAGCCCUGUUUGAGAGACCCUCCAGUAACAUCACAUACGCCUCAUGUUAUACUGUUGAUGAAAAGCAGGGUGGAAUGGUAUCAAAUGUGCAAUUUUUUUUCAUACAGUACUUUGGCUGUUUUAAGCACAGGCUUUAUUAAACUUAUUUUUUUAAUAAUAUAAGGGAUAUAUUUCUUAAAGAAAAAAAAAAAAUGCAAUUUCUGGUAUUAUAAUUAUGGGCUGCAAAGAAAUCUACGCAUUUCUUCUCUCUUUGCAAAUGAAAGCUAAGCUGUCCUUUGAUUUCCUUGCAGGGUAGGCUCCAGCUAGUUCAUCUUCCUGCAAUGGGAUUUUCUUACCAUUAACUGAAUGAGCACUUUAUGGAACUUUAAAU